Messenger RNA from Anopheles gambiae (African malaria mosquito), 1280 nucleotides. RefSeq names its product chaperone protein DnaJ. Gene Ontology annotation, molecular function: heat shock protein binding. The record is from RefSeq and is a predicted model, not a curated record. Gene Ontology annotation, biological process: protein folding; negative regulation of apoptotic process; mitochondrion organization. Gene Ontology annotation, cellular component: mitochondrion. The coding region runs from base 15 to 1265 and encodes 416 amino acids. NCBI's taxonomy places the organism in Eukaryota, Metazoa, Arthropoda, Insecta, Diptera, Culicidae. The transcript has a single exon.
AGAUCGCAGCAACCAUGGCAAAAGAAAAACACCAUCUUCCCCGCACAACAGAUAUGGCGGACAAAUUUCGUCUCGGAUCCGGGCUGAUACGCCUCAUCGGUGGCGCUAGGGGGAAAAAAUUCUCGUUCCCAUCCGGCGACAAAUCGGCCGACAAGCAUCCAUCCUCCAAAUCAACGGGUAAAUCGUCCUCCAAAGCCUUGCCGCCACCCAAAGUGACACCGCCCAAAGAUUUCUACGCCGUGCUUGGUGUAAGCCGCAGUGCUUCCUUCAACGACAUCAAAAAGGCGUACUACGAGCUGGCCAAACAGUUUCAUCCGGACCGGCGGACGGCGCAGCAAAACAGCAACUCCACCGCGAAGGAAUCGACGGCGGCGAUGGAGAAGAAGUUUAGCCAAAUUACCGAAGCGUACGAAGCGUUGCUGGUCGAGGUGAAACACCGCACCGAAAGCGUCGUCGACCUCAAUCCCAGCCUGUACAGGGAUUUGCAGAAGAAGCACAUGCUGCUGCCGAAGAACGGGCAAAGCGGCAACACCGCACCACCGACCACACUGAUCAACGAGCUCAACUACGAGGACGUGGUGCUGACGCUCACGUUCAAGGAGUCGAUCGAAGGAACGGUCCGCGAGCUUACACUGCCGAUCGGCGUCAAGUGUGACCGAUGCUCGUACACCGGCACCCAGUCGGCGCUCGACCCGGAGGGUCUCUGCAGCAUCUGCCACGGUACGGGCAAGCAGGAGUUCCACACGGAAAGUGGCAAGCUGCUGAUGCCGUGCAAGUUCUGCAACGGUUCGAAGCACACGCCGCACAAGCUGACCUGCCCCAAGUGCCACGGGAAAGGGAUUGUGAUGAAGCAGCAUCCCCUCACCGUGAGCAUCCCGAAGGCGUCCCAGCAUAAGGACCGGCUGAAGGUGCGCAUACCGGGUCUGCAGCGGCAGCUGAACGUUAUCCUGCACGUGCAGGACCAGGGCCACUUCCGACGCGUCGGUCUAAACAUUUACUCCACCGAGGAGAUCACGAUGCUGAAAGCGAUCCGGGGCGGCGAUCUGUCCAUCCGCGGCAUCAACGGGAUCUUCAACGUGUACCUCGAGCCGGGCACCCAGUUCGGGACGGAGCUGCGCAUACCCGGGAAGGGGCUGCGGGACGAGCUGCACCAGGACAUGGGGGACCACAUACUGACGCUGCAGAUCCGGCUGCCCCGUACGCUCACCCCCCGCCAGCUGCAGCUGCUGGAAGAGUUCGAGCGGGCGGUCCACUGCGAUGCGUGAUGAUCGGUGAUGUCC